AGCACAUGGAUCCUGAAUAAGUUAACAACUUUUAACCAGUCCUAACUUUGUAAAAAUGUUUGAGUAAACUGCGUAAAACUUAAUUUUUAAAUGUGGGCUCUCUGGAUGGAAUUUUUUGAACUUUGUCGAUACAAAAAAAUGAACUAAUUUUGAGGAAUUGGUAAAUGAGUCACUGUGGUUUUGAUAAUAUUAUUAACCGCCAUGGCUAGUCAUGAACAAUUUUGAUUAAUAGCAAUACUGUGGUGAGUAUUCAAUGAAGUUAAUCAGUGAUGUGCGUAUGUGAAACCACACACCACACUUCUGCAUAAAUUUAACACUAAAAUCAAUAUAAAAACUGCCCUUCUUAUGUAUUUUUACCAUUCACAAGCAAAGGUGCACAAUGAAAGUUUUAGCAAUAUUAAUUUGUUGUGUUUUAAUGGCAUCAGCCAGUUUGGACACGUUCCACCAAUUCAAACAUCAAUACGGAAAAACCUACACAUCAAAAGAAGAGGAGAGUUUUCGUACAGAUAUCUUCUUGAACAACCUCAAGGAGAUUGAACGUCACAACUGGAGGUACGACCAAGGCUUGGAAUCGUACAGGAAAGGUUUGAACCAAUUCGGCGACUUGACCCAAGCCGAGUUUUCGACCUUGCUAAGACACAACGCUCAGAAACCAAAACUCGGUGCCAGUCUUGUUACUGAGACGUCGAAGCCUGCGCCAGCUUCGUUGGAUUGGAGGAAGAAGGGUGCGGUUACUCCAGUUAAGGAACAAGGAUUUUGCGGUUCAUGUUGGGCCUUCAGUGCUACCGGGAGUAUGGAAGGUGCCCACAAAAUAGCCAAAGGCAAACUGGUGAGUCUCAGUGAACAAAACCUGAUGGACUGCGCAUAUGAAUCCCGGGAUCCUUGCGCAGGUGGCCACAUGAUUAAAGCCUUCGAGUACGUCAAACAAAACGGCAUCAACGCUGAAAGCGACUACAAAUACGAAGCUAGGAACGGGACCUGCAGAUUAAACAAGAAGAAAAUCGUCUUAAAAAUCAAAGGAUAUGCCACAACCAAACGGGACGACGAACAAGAACUGAUCAAAGCCAUUGCAAAUGUUGGUCCAGUUUCUGUUGCCAUUCACGCCACCGACAACCUUCAGUUUUACACUUCUGGGUUGUUCACGGAUGGCACGUGUUCCAAAGACAAAUUGAAUCAUGGAGUUUUGGCUGUUGGUUACGAUAAUCAGUCUAUAAUUGUCAAGAACUCCUGGGGGACGUCUUGGGGUGAGUCCGGGUAUGUUAGGUUCAAGCGUGGCUCCAAUUUGUGCGGCAUUGCUUCUGACACCAGUUUUCCCCUUUUGUAAAUUUUAAUUAUUAUUUUAUGAAGCUAAUGAUAUCACUUUUAAUUAAAACACUAAAUUGAAGUAACCUUGGAAGAUUUUAAUAAUAUAUUUUAAAUUUAUAAAUAACCCGGUGUUGGAUUCAUAAAACUAAUUGAAAGAGUUGUAUUUUCACCCUUAUUUAUCGGAA
Aethina tumida (small hive beetle) is the source of this 1490-nucleotide messenger RNA. RefSeq names its product procathepsin L-like. Gene Ontology annotation, molecular function: cysteine-type endopeptidase activity. NCBI's taxonomy places the organism in Eukaryota, Metazoa, Arthropoda, Insecta, Coleoptera, Nitidulidae. The record is from RefSeq and is a predicted model, not a curated record. Gene Ontology annotation, cellular component: lysosome. The coding region runs from base 380 to 1324 and encodes 314 amino acids. The transcript is spliced from 2 exons.